This is a messenger RNA of Closterium sp. Yama58-4, 629 nucleotides long. The record is from the annotation of a GenBank genome assembly. NCBI's taxonomy places the organism in Eukaryota, Viridiplantae, Streptophyta, Zygnematophyceae, Desmidiales, Closteriaceae.
GUGACGACAACAUCUCUAUAGAAGAAGGGGCGCAUAGAGUCACCAUCGCCAACAUAUGGGGCACGGCUGGCCAUGGAAUCAGUAUUGGCAGCCUUGGUGCACACGGCACAGUGGCGUGUGUUUCCGAUGUGACUGUACGCAACGUGGUUCUAACGGACACAGACAAUGGGCUGCGCAUCAAGACAUACCAGGGGGGGCGUGGUCUGGUGAAGAACAUUCAGUUUAAGAACGUGCUUAUGAAGAACAUCAAGCUUCCAAUAGUGAUUGAUCAGAACUACUGCGAUCGCUCGACUCCUGGAGUGGUGUGUGAGAAGCAGACGGACAACGUUGCGGUGCAGGGGGUGAGCUUCAGCAACAUCGAAGCCACCACGACAUUCAAGCGAGGGCUGCUGCUCAACUGCAGCUACUCCGUGCCGUGCCGUGACAUCCACCUCUCCAACGUGCGCGUCACACCCGAAUCCAAGAGCGUGCUAAUAUCUCCGGUGAUUCGUAACGUGUACGGGAAAUUCGACAGCAAGACGAGGCCGGUGCCGACAUCCCAGUUCCGCACUUCUGGCUUCAGCUUAAUGACGUAUCCUCGUGUAAAUCAGAUGGCAUCACUUUGCUCUUCAUCAUCAAAGGGCAUGUGA